UACUUUUCGUUAUAAAUACGUACGCACUCAGUUGUUUCUCAAACCAGCAAAAUGUCUGCUAAAGUAAUAGUCAUCUUAAUCGCUCUCGCUCUUCAACACAGCGAAUGUAUCACUCGACUAGAAAUCCGAACCCAGUUUCAACCGACUCUCUUACGUCUGCGGGACUUAGCGAACGUGAAGUACCUGGAGGCUGAUCGCGAAUACAACACCUUACUCGCCCAAUUGAACAAACACCAAACCCGAAGCAAAAACUCCACCCAAACUCAAAUCAACAACAUCAAACAGGUCAUUGACGAUGCCAAAAAAUCUCCGAAUGUUACAGCUCCGGUACUCACUUGUCUGAAAACCCAAGAGGCCGCGGCUAACCGUUUGAGUACCACCUCUUUGAACAAUUGUCUUUCCAACGUCAACACGUCCAGUUUGAAGGUUAGCAAAGAAAAAUUCAACAGUUUGUCUGGAGUGGCUAGCAGUACCGCUAACUACUGCCAGUACUUGAACCCCCUGGAAACCCAACUCGAGUCGUACGCCAAAUGCCUCGCCGACAAAGUACCAGAUUUGAACCGCCAGAUUAACAUAGUUGGAAGCGAGUACCAGAAGUUGACCAACUCCACGCUCCAUUACAACAUAAAGUGUUUAACUGACAACGGUGGUAGUAUUUUGGGUCAGAUCGGUGUUAUCAGCUACGAAAUCAAUGUUUGCUUUUUCGCUCCGUUACCGCUGUGACGGAUUAGAAAUAGCUCGUAAUUGUAGAUAAUGUAUGCUUAAUAAACAAAUGAAUCGUUAAAA
Zophobas morio is the source of this 786-nucleotide messenger RNA. RefSeq lists its product as uncharacterized. The record is from RefSeq and is a predicted model, not a curated record. The transcript is spliced from 2 exons. Bases 52 to 723 code for a protein of 223 amino acids. Lineage: Eukaryota; Metazoa; Arthropoda; Insecta; Coleoptera; Tenebrionidae.